Messenger RNA from Sus scrofa (pig), 5537 nucleotides. RefSeq names its product leptin receptor overlapping transcript like 1 (gene LEPROTL1). Lineage: Eukaryota; Metazoa; Chordata; Mammalia; Artiodactyla; Suidae. Gene Ontology annotation, cellular component: endosome. The record is from RefSeq and is a predicted model, not a curated record. Gene Ontology annotation, biological process: negative regulation of growth hormone receptor signaling pathway; late endosome to vacuole transport via multivesicular body sorting pathway.
AAGGAGGGGUCGGCCCGACCGCCCCCACCCCGGCGCGCCCCCCACACCCCCGCGCCCCCGCGCGAGCGCGAGCCGGCGGCGGAAGUGCUGUGUCGCGCACUUCCGGGUGUUGUCUGGACGCCGUCGCCGCGAGUCUCCGGUCUCCCCGCAGCUGCUGCCGCCGCCUGGGGUCCCGGAGGCAGGAGCGACGUCACCGCCAUGGCCGGCAUCAAAGCUUUGAUUAGUUUGUCCUUUGGAGGAGCAAUUGGGCUGAUGUUUUUGAUGCUUGGAUGUGCCCUUCCAAUAUACAACCAAUACUGGCCCCUCUUUGUUCUGUUUUUUUAUAUCCUUUCACCUAUUCCAUACUGCAUAGCAAGAAGAUUAGUGGAUGAUACAGACGCUAUGAGUAAUGCCUGUAAGGAACUUGCCAUAUUUCUUACAACAGGCAUUGUGGUCUCAGCUUUUGGACUCCCUAUUGUAUUUGCCAGAGCACACCUGAUUGAGUGGGGAGCUUGUGCACUUGUCCUCACAGGAAACACAGUCAUCUUUGCAACUAUCCUGGGUUUUUUCUUGGUCUUUGGAAGCAACGAUGACUUCAGCUGGCAGCAGUGGUGAAAGGAGUUACUGAACUAUUGUCACAGGGACUUCCUGUCAUUUCUCAGCCGACAGUGCACACGGGAGAUGGGGCGGUGAUGCUGAGCAGUGCAGCAGGCCUCCCGGGGGCAUUUCAGGUGCUCCCGGCUCACUUGCAUUGUAAGCAUACUAUUUUCAGAGACUUGCUGAAGGAUUAAAAGGAUUUUCUCUUUUGGAAAAGCUUGACUGAUUUCACACUUAUCUCUAGUAUGCUUUCUGUGGUGUCCUGCUGAAUUUAAAUAUUUAUGUGUUUUCCCUGUUCAGUUUUUGUUUAAUCAAUAUACAAUGUUAAACAUUAUUUAAAUGUAAUAACCACAUUUGCAUUGGUUGGGAAUUAGAGUUCUGCUGGCUGUUACUGGGUUAAAGUUGUUUAUUUUUUCCUUAAAAUUAUUUAACUUCCAUGCCUACACAAAGUUAUAAAAAUAAUAUUUUUUCAAUCAGUCAGGUUGACAUCACUCCCAAUUUUAUGUAAACAUGCAGACCAUUAGCAUACCUUAUAGACUCUUUUCUCAGUGCAAAUAUAGCUGCAUUGAUACCUCACAGGGGCCAAAUAUUAAUGCAGUGCCCUCCAUAAGGGUUGCUGGUUUUGCCAGAAAGCAGGUGUUUUGUGAAUUGAAAAUUAUUUUACAGAAUUGCUACAGAGGAGUGCUUUUAUUCUCAAUUGUUAGAAGAAUUUAUUGUUAAAGGUAGGGUGUGAAAACAGAUGUUUGAGAUAUGGUUUUUAUUUAUGUUUAUUAUAGUUAAAGUAGAGUGAGUUGCAUUGUGGGAAGAAACAGCAUUGGAAUUCUGUUUUUUGAAUCCUGUUUCUAUUUAUAAGUGAAAUUUUUAUCUUCUUUCAGCCUUUAAUGUCUUAUGUGAGUAAAGGGACACAUGGGACUACUACUGACGUGGCAAAGUUGUAUGUUUGCAUCCUACAUAGAAAGUCUUUCCCUGCUUCCUCUUUUUAACUUAUUUUAUACAUUGUAUAUAUUGAGUAAAAUAACUUUUCCAGUAUGAUUUAAUAACACGUUAAAUUAGAGAUGCUUAAUGCACCUGGAAGGUGAUUGCUACACCAUACAUUCAGAGUACCCCUGCCUUCAAGGCCUUCACGUGAUUAACAUGUCAUUCAUGUAUUAAUAGCUCAAGAUUUAGACCAUGUCAUUGUACUUCUUAUUCCCUAAGGUUAUAUCGUAAUGUAAUUUUAAAAAAUUUAAGACAUGUUUCUUGUAUACCUCUCAGCUGUGUUGAUUUUUACUUUCACCCUCAUAGAUCUGCUGUUUCCUUUUAUAAAUGGCCUUGAUUGUGUGAAUUAAUGCAGAAUAGCCAAAUUCAGCUGCAUAGCAGCUUCAGACACAAACUGACCAAAAAAUUCCCAGUAACCAGGCAUGAUCAAAUUGUAGUGGUCGUCUGCAUCUCACAAUUAUCAGUGCUUUUUUCAGAAGCUAGUUAUACAGAUGUUCAAGGUGGCCUGAUGGUAUUUUGUUAAGGACAUUUGUUUGUAUGUUUGUUUGGUGUACUUACAUCAAUAGUUUUGCCUUCAGACAAAACUGAGUAAUCAUGACAAGCUAUCUUUCGUUGUUUUAUAAAGUUGAUUUCUCCAAAAAUGGGAACAAAGUAUGAGUUUGUUCAGCUUUUUACUAAAGAUGUCUGAAUGCCACAGGUUUUAUUGCCUAACCCAGGUAGCUACUUUUAGCUGUGAGAUAGGAAGCAGCAUGACAUGCCUGCACGUGGCCAGCACCAUUACACACAGGCUGAAAAUGGCUCACGGUAUGACCCUGUGGUAGAUUUGAAGAGCAAGGGCCAGGUCCAUGUGGACUAGGCAGCUGGUAACACAGUUGGGAACUCAGUGCCUGUGAUCUACUCAGUUUUGUUGAAUUUUUUGUUUUUGCCGAAAGUACAUUUUCUGGUCCUUCCCCAUUUUCUGUUCUAGAAUGUCAGUGCAGGGCACUGCUACUGUUUUAUUUACUUGGCCAUAGAUUCUUUUUCUAACAGCUGCGUAUUCUUCCUGUAUACUAAUCGCACUGGCAGCAUUGUGUCCCUGACCUUGCACACUAGCUUGACAUAGUGCUGUCUCCGAUUUCUAGGCUAGUUACUUAAGGUAUGAAUUUUCCAUAGAAUGUGCACUGAUCCUGCAUUGCCAUUCUUCUAUGGAAAGAAAACUUUUGAUGAUGAAACAAUAAAGAUUUUAAAUAUCUGUUUUAGUUUGUGGGUGUUUUUGAAAUGAAAAUAUACAACACACUUCAGUUCCUGAAGUGUAUUAUCCCAUAAUGUGAUAUAAAGCAAGGGUGAUGUUAGAUAUAAGGUUAGACUUGCAGAAGUUUCACUUCCAAAAUAAAAUUGAAGCCAUAGUAAUAAAUAAAACGAAGCCCUAGGCUAUUAUAGUAAAAGGAUUGAUAAUCUCAGGGAGUAGAAUUUUUACCUAACCUUUUAUAAAAUCAGCCAUGGAAGGUCUUGUUGACAUAAAAAAACUACUGGCCAUCUAAAGUCAAGGUUGUGUUAUACUUGUUCUUAAAGUUUCAGAACCUUUUUUAUGACUACAUGUUAUUUAUAAUUAUUCAUCAGAGCAUUUUGCUUUUUGCAAACAUUUCAAACAGUUUAAGGAAAAAAAAAGCGUCUGUGUGGUAUACUAUAAACAGAGAAAACUACUAUUCUCCUUUAUCAAACAUGAAUCUUUUCCUAAAUUGUCCUAGUUAUAAUCUCAUUAUACUUAAAAAAAAAAAAGUCAAGUCAUAGAUUCUUAGUGUCUGCUUUAAUAUGAUUUUUUGGGAGCUUUGUGAAAAUAGUCCAGAUUUUUUAAGUAAACUCUAGAAUAUUUAUAUUGAAUGUGACUAGAUGCCUAAGUUUCAGGUAACUUUAAAUCAGCACAUCUACUUUAACAAGUAGCAAGCAACAUUACUAUUAAGUGAUAUGUAUGUUUUAGACCUCAGCAGGCUUUUGAUACAUAAAAUUGGUGGGAGUUUUCAAAGUUAUUCUUCAACAGAAAAUAUUUGGGAGGAGUUCCUGCUGUAACACAGGAACUCCUCCCAAAUAGGAGAUACAGCGUUGAUCUAUUGUUGUCUCUGUGAUGGUUCAGGUUCAAGCCCCAGCCCUGGGAACUUCCACAUGCUGUGGGUGUGGCCAAAAAAAGAAAAAGAGGGGUUUCUGUGGUGGAACAGUGGUAACAAACCUGAGAAGUAUCCAUGAGGACUCAGGUUCAAUUCCUGGCCUCACUUAGUGAGUUAAGGAUCCAGCGUUGCCAUGAGCUGUGGGGUAGGUCGCAGAUGUGGCUUGGAUCCCGAAUUGCUUUGGCAUAGGCCAGUGACUACAGGUCCAAUUUGACUCCUAGCCUAGGAACUUCCAUAUGCCUCGGGUGUGGCCCUAAAAAAGACAAAACAGAAAAAAGAUUUGAAAACUCAUGUUUUUACUGCAGGCCUCCUAAUUUUCUGGCAGUCCCUGGAAAGAGUACAUAUUCUGCAAAAUAAGUAUUCUGGAGUUGCCCUGUGGCUCAGCAGGUUAACGAUCUGGUGGUGUCGCUGCUGAGGCAUGGGUUCAGUUCCUGGCCCAGGAACUUCCACAUUCUGUGAGGCACCCCCAAAAAAACUGUCCUUGUUAACUGUCUAUCUGAGAAGGGGGUGGUGAGAGGGAGCACCGGGUCACAGACCGCUAUCUAACUUCUGAGAUCUUAAAUCUCUCUUCACCGUUUGUUAUCUCUCUUCACUGUUUUCAGUUGCCAGAAACUCUAGAGAUGGAGACAGUUUUGCAGUUUGUUUUUAUAGGAAGCAUUGUACUGUGUAUUUUGCAUCCAGUCUUUGAAGAUUAUCUGAAUUCAUUCCUGGGUUUAGAACUCUGUACUGUAGUCACAACAAUUUAGAUGUUAACUCUUAAUCCUGUAAAUUCCAGUUGGAGAGAACAAAACAGCGGGAGUCAAAAACUGUUCCCACGAGUGAGAAAUUAAGACCAUAAAACAUUCCUUUUUCAAUUACAGUUCUGUUUUCCCUUGUGUGCUUAGAGGCAAUACUAAUAGGGGGAAAUCAGGAAAUUUUUAUGUUAGGAGCCAGUAAAUGGCUAACACUAUGAAAGAAAUUUGCUGCAGUUUACAACCAUAGGGACUAUCAAAUAGAAUACAGCAUUAUAGAAUGAGCAUGAGUAUUUCCAUAUGUGUUUGAAAGAGCAUUACUGCUUUAUAAUUUGGUAAUCUUGAUUUAUAGCUUGGAAUUUAAUAUCAGAAAUGUCUUUCUCUUGUCAGAUCAGUUAUUUGGUAUUAUGUAAAUAGAAUGUGGCAUAAAUGUCAGUGAACAUGUAUAGAUUUGUGAACCUCCCCACAAUAGGACAGAUUUUCCUGAAAGCUCGGUAUACAUACUACUUACAGAGAACAUUUGAAGAUGGUUUCUAAAAGUGUUCACAAUUGAACAACUUCUUAGGACUAAAUUAAGAUGGAUAGAUUUUGACUUAUCUUUGUCAUAUGCUAUUUUAUUUUUAGGGUCACACCCAUAGCAUCUGGAAGGUCCCAGGCUACAGGUCAAAUCAGAGCUAUAGCCGCCAGCCUACACCACAGCCACUGCAAUACCCCAUCCUUAACCCACUGAGCAGAGCCAGGGAUCAAACGUUCGUCCUCAAAGAUACUUACCACUGAGCCACAACGGGAACUCCCCAGUUAUAAUUCUUGAUAAACAACUCAUAUAACUAACUGUAACCUUGUGGGUUUUGCUCUUAUAAGCCCCUCUUCCUGUGAUGCCAAUGCUUUGAAGAUAAGGAGUAUUAAUUAUCUUAGGGGUCAUGCUGACUCACUGUGUACUAUCUGUAGAAACCUUGAAGACGUGUAACCCUGUCAUGUUUGAUGUAGGCUCUGUUCUGACCAGAUACAAAACUGUAGUGAAAACCAUGCUUCUCCCGAGCACUUUCUUCUUUGGUGGAGACUGCACUCCCAGGCCCAGCUUGGCUCGAAUAAAACUCUCUUCUACUCCUUA